CCGAAACCAACCAGUAAGUUUCAUUUGUGUUGUCAAAGGAGCAAUGGCAGCCGCUAGAUUAUUGCGCACGUUGAAGCCCAUGACUUUUCAUUCCUCCUCUUCUUCUCCAUCUUCUCCGUCAUCAACAGCACUGAAGUGUUCGAGCAUGGCCGGAAGAUUAAACGGAGGGAAGAAACUUGCUAGGACUGAUAAUGAUAGUCAUCAUAGGAAGAAAAAACAUACGGUGGCUGUGAAGGUGUCGAAAACCACAUUGGCGGAGCCACAAGUUGAGAAUAAGGGUGGACUACUCGUAGAUUUGGCUUCCCUGGUCGGAAAGGCCACCCGUGCUUUGCCUAUUCUACUGAGAACGGCUCUCAAACCAAAGUCUUUGAGACAGCAAGUCCAGAUGUUCAUUGAAAGGGGGAUAAUAGAUUGCCGAUUCUUUACGUUACUUGCAGUUGCGGGAUCUUUACUCGGUUCAGUACUAUGCUUUGUAGAGGGUUGCUUGAUUGUUCUAGAGUCAUAUUUCCAGUAUUUCCAUGCCUUGUCGCACAAGACGGAUCAAGGCCAUAUGGUGCAUCUUCUUAUUGAAGCCAUUGAUAUGUUCUUGGUAGGAACCGCCAUGCUUAUUUUUGCAGUUGGGUUGUAUGCCAUGUUCGUGGGGUCAAAGGCCGCGAAAGAAAAGGGACAGCAGUUUUCCGACUCAAAUUUGUUUGGUCUCUUCUACAUGAAGGCACCUCCAGCAUGGGUUAACAUGGAAUCAGUUUCGCAAGCGAAAUCGAAAAUAGGGCAUGCGGUGGUGAUGAUACUGCACGUGGGACUUCUGGACAAGUUCAAAAGCAUACCUCUCGUGACGCCGCUCGAUCUUGCUUGCUUUGCUGGAUCUGUGCUUCUUUCCUCUGCUGGUAUCUUCCUUCUCUCCAGACUCUCUACCACUACGAAACCCCCAACUUCCGGCUGUGACGGAGUCAGAAUUUUAGCUCAAGAGGGACCAAAAGUCUCAUCCUAAAAUGCUCUUCUGAUCUAAAAAAAAUAAAAAUUUGCCAUGUCCUAACUACCGACCACUAUCAUUUGAAUUUGGUAUGAUGCCAUUCUUGUCAUCCUCUUCCUCACCUGAACCCUCAUGCCCAGUACCCCGACUCAGAUUCAAAAUAAAGAGAGGGGAAUAGAAAAAUAAGAAAAAAUAGAAAAAGCAAAAGUGAUAAUAUUAAAAGACUUCAAGGAAUAAAAACUUAAAAACAAAAAUAAAAAUAAGAACUAGCUCUCUCGUCUAUUUCCCCUUUCUCUUUGGAUCACAUGAGCCCCUCAAAACUCACAGUGAAAUACCCACGAGUGACAAAUGGAAUCCAUUGAAAGAAACAAGGAAAGAUUCUAGUUUUUUUUGAAAUCAAAAGAUAACUCUAGGUUUUUUUGUGUGAAUAAAAUGUCAAGGUAAACCCGGGAUCUAUUUCCCUCGUGGCUCCGCCCCUGGCUACUGGUGUACAUGGAAGAUAGAUCAUACAACUAACUGGUGACGGUGCCCACAAACUACUGGAUUGGUUUAUUAAUUUAUAACCCCAUUCCUUUUUGUUGUAUAUACUGAGCAAUAUAUACCGAUACGUAGCAAUACUCAUCGAAAUAUUAUAUUUCUGUAAGCGAAAAAAGAAUUAUACUUCACACAGCAAGGGAAGAUGAUUUGGUUAAUUAAAAGCUAGCCCUUCGAUACUAUAGAUAUUGUAAUUCAACCAUGAUGAAAGUGUUGGAAAAUAUUAGUAUUUUAUGAUUAUUUGAGUUUGCUUGUUAGUUAAUAUAUCGGUCUAAUCCAUCAGAAUUAGGGUUUCUAGGUUUUGCUCUAUAUAUAGCUUAUAGUUUAGCAUAAAUAACAUGUUAGUUACGAUGUAGUCUUUUGAGAUUUUGUAGCCGUUUCAGCAUUCUCAAUCUGUUUAAUAAUAUUCUUAUUAUUUUGUAAUCUUGUUCAGUCUAAUAUUUAACUUGAUGUCAGAGCAGAUUUGAUUAUUCGGGAUUUAAUCUGCUUCUGUUCGUUAUCAGUGUUUGUCUUUUUCCAGUUUCGAUUCGUGGAAUAUUUUGUUAUUCGUGGAAUAUUUUGUUUUCUGGUUUGUUUUUUGGUUGUCAUCCAUAGUCGAAAAAAAAGAAAAAAAAAAAAAAAAGAGGACGUUUCUGGAGUUGAAGUUUGGACCUGUGCCGACGCUGGAUCGAGUCGAUCCAUCAUCUGCUAUUGUUCCUGUAUACGCUGUUGCCUGUAAUCCCGACCAGUUUCCGCUGCCGUGCUGAACCCACCACCAGCCAUCAGCCUUCGUACCGGGCCUGCCCCCUUCAUCCGUAUGUGAGCCAUUCCACAUACGCCAUCGUUGCACCACUGUACCCAUUGUAUGCACACCUCCGUUGAAUCCACUGCACUCGCAAUUGUAUUGUUUGUUCUGGAGAAAACCACUGCCCAGAAAGGAAGGUUGAAGGGAAAAAGAAAAGAAAACCGACGAAAAGAAAAGAAAAUCUUUUUGGUUGUUUGUUUUUAGGCCCACACGGGCAAAGAAUUAAAAAUGGUUAAGUUUGAUUUAGGCCCACACAAGUUGUUGGCUUUGUUUUGAAGUUGGGGGUAUCUGCCGUUGCCGUUCGUAAUGAACUCUCGAGUGUUUGGAGUGUUAACCUCUAGAGUGAUAGUUGCUAGAAUUUUUUGGCGUUGUUCGUUUGUUGGUACAAUUGAGAUAUGAAAAUCUCAUUCAUUUAGUGAUGGGUUCUUUUCAUACUCUUAACACUAGUCAGUCAGAAUCAAUUCGCCAGUUCACUAGUUUACACGUUCGUCAGUCAAGUCACAAGUUCACUAGUCAAGUCAAGCUCGCCAGUCGAGUCAAGUUAAGUUAAGUUUGUAUACAUGCCAGUCCGCCUAACGGAGCUA
Molecule: messenger RNA, 2872 nt
Organism: Pyrus x bretschneideri (Chinese white pear)
Lineage: Eukaryota; Viridiplantae; Streptophyta; Magnoliopsida; Rosales; Rosaceae
Exons: 5
Coding region: 44-988 (314 amino acids)
Source: RefSeq, a predicted model, not a curated record